AUGGCGUCUGAUAAAGUUUGGGGAGACAAACCAGUAUAUUUUAAACAGCCAAUAAGGUGGAUGAGGUAUCAUGCACAUGUAAAUCCAGCAAUAUUUUUAUCGGUUGUAUUGGGAUUGGCUGGUCCCACGCUAUUAUUUUUAUCCCCAUUAAGAAGAAAAUACCUUUACCCUGAUCAUGAGCCUAUUCCUUUUGUUUAUCCAAUACCUCAGAGACCAAGAGACUUGAAUUUGAAAGGUUAUGAUGAUUAG
Messenger RNA from Lodderomyces oxycetoniae, 249 nucleotides. RefSeq lists its product as uncharacterized. The record is from RefSeq and is a predicted model, not a curated record. Bases 1 to 249 code for a protein of 82 amino acids. The transcript is spliced from 2 exons. NCBI's taxonomy places the organism in Eukaryota, Fungi, Ascomycota, Pichiomycetes, Serinales, Debaryomycetaceae.